Molecule: messenger RNA, 3115 nt
Organism: Mus caroli (Ryukyu mouse)
Lineage: Eukaryota; Metazoa; Chordata; Mammalia; Rodentia; Muridae
Gene: Slc44a1
Product: solute carrier family 44 member 1
Biological process (GO): transmembrane transport; choline transport
Cellular component (GO): plasma membrane
Molecular function (GO): choline transmembrane transporter activity
Source: RefSeq, a predicted model, not a curated record
GCCCCUUUCCGCUGGGGAGCAGCUGCAGCAGCAGGAGCGGAGUCGGAGCCGCGCAGCCGCCGCCGCCGCUGCCGCCGCCGCCGGGGAAUGUGGCCGGCGCCUGCCCCGGACCGUGCUGCUUCUUGAGUUCUUGCCGCCGUCGCCGUCACCGCCGUCGCCGCCGAGUCGUGCGGGGCCAGGCCGCGCCCUCCCCGGGCGCCCGCCGGCUCGCAUGCCGAGGGGCUCCGGGGCGUAGCUGCGCGCCCGGCGCCGCCUCCGGGCUCCUCCGGCCCCGCCAUGGGCUGCUGCAGCUCCGCCUCCGCCGCGCAGAGCUCCAAACGAGAAUGGAAGCCAUUGGAAGACCGUAGCUGCACAGACAUACCAUGGCUGCUUCUCUUUGUUCUCUUCUGCAUUGGGAUGGGAUUUAUUUGUGGCUUUUCAGUAGCAACAGGUGCAGCAGCAAGACUAGUGUCAGGAUACGACAGCUAUGGAAAUAUCUGUGGGCAGAGAAAUGCAAAACUGGAAGCAAUACCGAACAGUGGUCUGGACCACACCCACCGGAAGUAUGUGUUCUUUUUGGACCCAUGCAAUCUGGACUUGAUAAACAGGAAGAUCAAGUCUAUAGCACUGUGCGUAGCAGCAUGUCCUCGACAGGAGUUGAAAACCUUGAGUGACGUCCAGAAGUUUGCAGAGAUCAAUGGCUCAGCACUAUGUAGCUACAACAUAAAGCCUUCUGAAUAUACUCUGACUUCAAAAUCCUCUGGCUUUUGCCCCAAACUACCAGUACCAGCCAGUGCACCUAUUCCAUUCUUCCAUCGCUGUGCUCCUGUGAACAUUUCCUGCUAUGCCAAGUUUGCAGAGGCCCUGAUCACCUUUGUCAGUGACAAUAGUGUCUUACACAGGCUGAUUAGUGGAGUAAUGACCAGCAAAGAAAUUAUAUUGGGACUUUGCUUGUUAUCACUAGUUCUGUCCAUGAUCCUGAUGGUGAUAAUCAGGUAUAUAUCAAGAGUGCUAGUGUGGAUUCUAACAGUUCUGGUCAUACUGGGUUCACUUGGUGGCACGAGUGUAUUAUGGUGGCUGUAUGCAAAGCAAAGAAGGUCCCCUAAAGAAGCAGUUAUUCCUGAGCAGCUUCAGAUAGCUGAGGACAAUCUGCGGGCGCUGCUCAUCUAUGCCAUUUCAGCGACAGUGUUCACUGUCAUCCUCUUCCUGAUCAUGCUGGUUAUGCGCAAGCGUGUGGCUCUCACCAUCGCCUUGUUCCACGUGGCUGGCAAGGUCUUCAUACACUUGCCUCUGUUAGUCUUCCAGCCCUUCUGGACGUUUUUUGCUCUCGUCUUAUUUUGGGCAUACUGGAUAAUGACACUUCUCUUCCUUGGCACUACUGGCAGUGCUGUUCAGAAUGAGCAAGGCUUCGUGGAGUACAAAAUCUCCGGGCCUUUGCAGUACAUGUGGUGGUACCAUGUGGUUGGCCUGAUUUGGAUCAGUGAGUUCAUUCUCGCCUGUCAGCAGAUGACUGUGGCAGGAGCUGUGGUAACAUACUACUUUACUAGGGAUAAACGGAAUUUGCCUUUCACACCUAUUCUGGCAUCAGUGAAUCGCCUUAUUCGUUACCACCUCGGCACUGUGGCAAAAGGAUCCUUCAUUAUCACCCUCGUCAAAAUCCCCAGGAUGGUCCUCAUGUAUAUCCACAGUCAGCUCAAAGGGAAGGAAAACGCUUGUGCACGAUGCAUGCUGAAAUCCUGCAUUUGCUGCCUUUGGUGUCUUGAAAAGUGCCUGAGCUACUUAAACCAGAAUGCAUACACAGCCACAGCUAUCAAUAGCACCAACUUCUGCACCUCAGCAAAGGAUGCCUUCGUCAUUCUAGUGGAGAAUGCUCUGCGAGUGGCUGCCAUCAACACAGUGGGGGACUUCAUGCUGUUCCUAGGCAAGGUGCUGAUAGUCUGCAGCACCGGUUUGGCUGGGAUUAUGCUGCUCAACUACCAGCAAGAUUACACAGUAUGGGUGCUGCCUCUGAUCAUCGUCUGCCUCUUUGCUUUCCUAGUCGCUCAUUGCUUCCUGUCCAUUUACGAAAUGGUAGUGGAUGUAUUGUUCUUGUGUUUUGCCAUUGAUACAAAAUACAAUGAUGGGAGCCCUGGCCGAGAAUUCUAUAUGGACAAAGUGCUGAUGGAGUUUGUGGAAAACAGUAGGAAAGCUAUGAAAGAAGCCGGCAAAGGAGGUGCUGCGGAUGCCCGAGAGCUAAAGCCGAUGCUCAGGAAAAGGUGACUCGUCUCUGCAGAUUGGAAGGAUGGACUCAAAGGAGGCUGUUUGCACAAGGCUCUCCACUCACCAGCUGUUGAGUCUAUGCGGAAGACAGGAUCUUAUUACUUCAAUGGCAGCAGCGAUCAAGAAAGUUCUCCAACCUUGAACAUCCAAAUGGAUUGACUACAGUGGGGGCAGCUAAUUAAUGAUUAAUCAGAAGCAUUUGAUAAUAAUCUGCCUUGCAGCCACGCCUUCAAACUUCAUUGUUGCUUUCUCUUCUGGCCUUGUAAUGUUUGAGACAAGCCCUGCUUCUCAGCUAGUGAGCAUCAGCCCAAAGUCAGAACUCACAGGGGAAUUCUCUGCAUUCAUCCCGGGUCUGUCCUCUCUGACUCUGCUAUGUACAGAGUCCAUGUGGGCUGAUAACUAUUACUAGGGGCCUGCUGCAUGCUACACAUUAGGAUGGGUGCCCGACAUAAUACUGAAUCCUCACGAAGCUUUGUCAAGUUUGUAGGUAUCAUUGACGUUUUGAUGAUGAGGAAAUGAGAUGCUCAGAGAGAGAGAGAGAGAGAGAGAGAUCAUGUGUUGUGGGUCAGAUCACACAGUCGAUAGGAUCAGUAUUUCAAUUCCAGAGCCCCUCCACUCUAACGCCAUGCUUUGCUUAUUAUUGCUACAGAGAUAACUGCCCUGUAGUAUCCCUAUGGAUAUCACUCCCAGUCUCAAAUUGGGCUGGGUAUGGCGGUGUAUGUGCAUGGAAAGCAUCUUGGGGAGGGUUGUAGAAGCACAAAAGAAUCACAGAAUUAUUUUCUAAGCAAAAUAACACUGUUUAUGGCCCAUGGAUCAUAGCUUCCUGUCCCCACCUAUUUUUGUAAAUAAAGUUUUAUGGGAACACAACCACAUCCAU